Penicillium malachiteum is the source of this 531-nucleotide messenger RNA. Its product is annotated as S8/S53 family peptidase. Gene Ontology annotation, biological process: proteolysis. NCBI's taxonomy places the organism in Eukaryota, Fungi, Ascomycota, Eurotiomycetes, Eurotiales, Aspergillaceae. Gene Ontology annotation, molecular function: serine-type endopeptidase activity. The coding region runs from base 1 to 531 and encodes 176 amino acids. The record is from RefSeq and is a predicted model, not a curated record. The transcript has a single exon.
AUGUCGUUUGGAUUUCCAGAGACAAUCGAGGAGAUCGCCAAAGCCAUCUUUCUUGCCAAUGCUGGUAACUUCGGGCCGUACCAAGAUGACGCCUUUCCCGCGAGUCAUUCGGCUGUAAUUGGAUUCCGUGCGACUACAUCGUUGGGGACUUUUCUAGACACCAAUCCGAUGAAUGGAAAUGAUGAUUCGCCUGUAUUUGGGACAUAUGUAGACGAUAUCCCUCGACGACUUCGCGAGUAUAAACCCCAAAUCUGCCAAUCUGGUAGUUCAGCAGCUACAGCAAUAGUGGGAGGGAUGACAGCUAUGAUACUCGCCUACGUCACAAUUCUCCCAACACUAAUGCCAUUGGAGGACAAAGCAGGAUUGCUCUUGAGAGCAUGGACGGCAGAAGGGAUGCAAAAAAUCUUCAAUCGAAUGUCAGGCGACAUGGGUAAUCGGAAACGAUUCUUGAACCCGGUCAAGUUCUUUUUAGACAAGCCGACAGAGUUAGCCAAAUAUUGUGCUAUUUUUGAUAGCCUACAGGGAAAAUAA